AUGGAGGUUGGCGGCGCGCAGCCCGCAGGUGCUGCGGCGGUUGUGACGGAAGCUCGCUUUGCCCAGCGGUACAGGCAGUAUCUGGAGGAGCAGCAGCUGCUCGAUGGCCGGCAUCGCGUGGAGAAGCUGCCGGAUGGCAGGGUGGCGCUGCCCGUGCUGGGGGAGACCCUCCCGGAGCCGCACCUGCGGGAGCUGCGGGAGCGCGUGGCCCCGGGCAGCACCUGUGUCCUGACGCGGCUCCUCCGCGCUGCACCUUCCAGGAAGGCCCAGGGCUGCCCGCCUGCCCGGAGGCUGUGCCUGGAGGUGAGGCGCUGGGCAGAGGCCCGGGGUGUCACCUGGUCGCAGGAGUUGGAGGCUGACUUGCCCCGCUCGUGGCAGCGGCAUGGGAACCUCCUGUUGCUGAGUGAGGACUGCUUCCAGGCCGAGCAGUGGAAACAGCUGGAACCAGAACUCUGGGAGACUGUGGCCUCGGCACUGGGCGUCCAGCGGCUGGCUAGACGAGGGCGCGUGUCCCCGAAUGGCGCUCGGACGCCAGCGGUGGCUCUGCUGCUGGGUGACCACGGCUGGGUGGAGCACGUGGACAAUGGGAUCCGGUAUAAGUUUGACGUGACUCGAUGCAUGUUCUCCUCCGGCAACAUCAGCGAGAAGCUGCGCGUGGCCUCCCUGCCCUGUGCCGGGGAGGUGCUGGUGGACCUGUAUGCGGGGAUUGGUUAUUUCACACUGCCGUUUCUGGUUCAUGCCGGUGCCGCCUUCGUCCAUGCCUGUGAGUGGAGCCCCCACGCUGUAGCUGCUCUGAGUACGAACCUGGAAAUCAACGGGGUAGCUGAUCGGUGCCAAAUCCACUUUGGGGAUAACAGGAAGCUGCAGCUCUCCAGCGUCGCGGACAGAGUGAAUCUGGGACUGCUUCCCAGCUCUGAAGAAGGUUGGCCCGUGGCCUGCCAGGUGCUGCGGCAAGAUGCUGGGGGCGUGUUGCAUAUUCACCAAAAUGUGGACUCUUUCCCUGGGAAGAAGCCCCAGCUUCCUGGACGCAGUGGGUUGGAGGAAGAGAAGCAGACUUGCCUUCCACAGAUUACCUCCAACCAGAAGGAAAAGCAAACUGGCAGCGAUUCUAGGAGAAAAAAGCAGGCAGGGGCCAUCAAGCCAGAGUGGCGGAGGUGGGCGGAAUCUGCAGACGUGCGCAUUGCAGCUCUUCUUCAGCAGUUGCAUGGGAAACCGUGGAAGACACAGAUCCUGAACAUCCACCCGGUGAAAUCCUACGCUCCCCACGUGGAUCACGUAGUCCUCGAUCUGGAGUGCCGGCCGUGCCCUCUCAUCUGCUAG
Messenger RNA from Elephantulus edwardii (Cape elephant shrew), 1320 nucleotides. It is a transcript of the gene TYW2, whose product is annotated as tRNA methyltransferase 12 homolog (S. cerevisiae). Bases 1 to 1320 code for a protein of 439 amino acids. Gene Ontology annotation, molecular function: tRNA methyltransferase activity. Gene Ontology annotation, biological process: tRNA methylation. The transcript has a single exon. NCBI's taxonomy places the organism in Eukaryota, Metazoa, Chordata, Mammalia, Macroscelidea, Macroscelididae. The record is from RefSeq and is a predicted model, not a curated record. Gene Ontology annotation, cellular component: cytoplasm.